GAACGAGAAUCAAGUGCAGUGAAAUCAACUGCAUUGAUAAGCUUGUUAUUUGAACGGUUGAAUAUUGAACGCAAAAGUUGGACUUGGCGGGACUGUGUAAAGUGGCGAGGUUUUAAAGCUAAAAUGGACCAAAGCCUUGAUGACAUUAUUCAACAAAAGCGCAUCCGAGUCACCAGAGGCAGAGGUCGUGGCCGUGGUCGAGGCGGUGAAUCAUUGAGAGGUGUCCGUCGUGGUGGAGUUGCGCGACGGAACACAAACGGAAUGUCACGAGCUUUACCUGACAAAUGGCAGCACGAUAUGUUUCAAGAUGGUCGUAGCCCAAAAGGAGCUGGUAAUGCGGGUGGAAAUGCAACAAGAUUACACAUUUCAAACCUGGAUUUCGGUGUAAAUAAUGAUGAUAUAAAUGAACUUUUUCGGGAGUUCGGUGCAAUUCGGAAGGCUACUGUCCAUUAUGAUAGAAGUGGUCGUUCUCUUGGCACCGCAGAAGUCGUUUUUCUCAACCCCUUGAGUGCAACAAAAGCCAAAAAUCACUACAAUGGUGUACCGCUUGAUGGACGCCCAAUGGUCAUUCAGUUGGUCGGUGCAGCUGUUGAAACUACUGUAACAUCACGUCCCCGUGUUACUCGCCCUCGUGGUUCUCCAAUGCGUCGGGGUUUUGGACGUGGCCGAGGUCGUGCACGUGGUCGCGGGAGAAUUCAAAAACCUACAGUUACUAAAGAAGAGUUAGACGCACAGUUGGCUGCUUAUAAUGCCCAGCGUGCCUAAUCUAUUCUUACAACCCUUCAUUUGUGGAGUAGGCUGAUCAAAAUCUGUCAACUCUCAAAAUUUCUUAUCCCAUUGUUGUAUGUCUUUGCAUUCAUAUGAAAAAUAAAACAAUUUAUCAUAUAAAAGUUU
Messenger RNA from Schistosoma turkestanicum, 894 nucleotides. NCBI's taxonomy places the organism in Eukaryota, Metazoa, Platyhelminthes, Trematoda, Strigeidida, Schistosomatidae. The record is from the annotation of a GenBank genome assembly.